AUGGUCGGCGUGGAGCUGUUCUCGCAUCCCGCGCUCCACACGCGCUACCGGGCCGGGCUCUGCUCCGCCGCGGCGUUGGCGCUGUUGCUGAUCACGGCGCUCACCUACGUGCCGCCGCUGCUGGUGGCCUACCGGAGCCACGGUUUCUGGCUGAAGCAGGGCGCGUACCUGGAGCAGCCCACUGUGCGGUUCCGGUACGAGGUGCUCUUCGUGGCCACCGUCGGGCCCGGCCCAGGCAGCUUCUUGGCAUGGAGCACGUUCCCAGCAUUCAACAGGCUCCAGGGGGACCGGCUGCGAGUCCCGCUGCUGUCGACUAGAGAAGAUGACAAAAAUCAAGAUGGCAAAAUGGAUCAGUUGCAGUUUAAAUUGGAACUUCCUCUACAGCCUACAGAGCAUGUAGUUGGUGUUCAGCUGAUUCUACUUUUUUCCUACCAGCUUUAUAGAAUGUCAACACUUGUGAUGCAGAGCAUGGCUUUUCUUCAGUUUUUUUCUCCUGUGCCAGGGUCUCAGCUCUAUAUGAAUGGAGACCUGAAAUUGAAACAGAGGCAAUUACUUAACCAUUGUGGACUGGAUACCAGAUACAAUGUGUCUGUGGUCAAUGGCACAAGUCCUUUUGCGAGUGACUAUGAUUUAACAAACAUCAUUGCAGCAUAUUGGGAUAGAAAUGUGACAACAGUCUUUUCAGAUCCCAACCCUGUUUGGAUGACUGGAAGAGCAACAGAUACACCAUUUAUCAUUAAUGCCACUAUUCAUUACCCAGUGGAAGUGAUUAAAUAUCAGCCAGGAUUUUGGGAAAUGAUUAAAUUUGCCUGGAUCCAGUAUGUCAGCAUUCUCCUUAUCUUUCUUUGGGUGUUUGGUAGGAUUAAAAUGUUUGUGUUCCAGAAUCAGGUGUUGACUACAACUCCAAUAUCACCAGUUCUGCCGGUGUCUCCAGUACUGUCCUACAAACAGCACCAGUCCUGAGGAGAUGCCUGAGAACACUUUAAAGAAAUGCAGUUCAAAAAUAGAUAGCUGUUUUUAUUCUCUAUACACUUUUUACUUUGGAGGAUCGGAACUUUCUAAGUAUGUUCCAAGUACGUUCUGUUCGUGCUUCCUUUUUAAAAUACAUGUGCAUUCAUCUGUUUCUCUGGGAACACUGCUUUGGGACUGAAAAUGUUAAUAUUUUUGAGAAUUAAAGAAGAACCUAGUUAUUUUUUUGCAACCGGAACAUGCUUCAAAAACCAGUAGAACACCAUGAGACUGCUUUUGCAUGAUCUUAAUUUUGCUAAACCUUGAAGACUGAAAAUAAUAUGCUAACAGUAACAACAUAAGCCAUUUUCACCGUCUUGUAAAUUAAUUCACUGCUGAGUUAGAGUUCUGUCAAGAGCUGUUUGUAUGUGCAUUGAUGUGCACUAGGAAAGGAAAAAAUAUAAGAAAUGUGAAAAAAUGUAUGGAUGAGUUAGUGUCAGAGCCACAGUUCUGUAACUGUGGCUAUACGUGCUCACUGAUUUAGUUAUUAAAUUGGAUAAUGGAUGAAUUCAAGGUUGAUUUGAGAAACUGGGUUGUAGGUGAUAGUGUCUGCAAGGUUUGCACAAUCAUUUACUACUGGCAUUAUUACUGUAGCACUAGACCAUUAAUUGUGAAUUGGGAAUAGUAAAACAGAGAACCCUGGUAUUUAUUUAAAGAAAACUAACAAAAAAUGACCAGAGAAGCUUCAGAGUUCCAAAGCAAGUGAAUAAUUACUUUCAGCACUUAAAUGAUAACUUGGAACAGAUAAAAAGUAAAUCAAUUAUAAUCAGCUGGUGAGCACUGAAAGACUAUGUCCCUCAUUCUUGACAGGAGGGGUGGUGGUAAGGAAGAGUAUU
Molecule: messenger RNA, 1844 nt
Organism: Gavia stellata (red-throated loon)
Lineage: Eukaryota; Metazoa; Chordata; Aves; Gaviiformes; Gaviidae
Gene: TMEM231
Product: transmembrane protein 231
Exons: 7
Coding region: 1-963 (320 amino acids)
Biological process (GO): regulation of protein localization; cilium assembly
Cellular component (GO): ciliary membrane; ciliary transition zone
Source: RefSeq, a predicted model, not a curated record